AAGAAUAGCGCGCUACAGCGCCAGAUUGUCAACUGCCCAGUGCGCUACUGCCCGCUACCAAGAGAAUUUACAGCCUGUCUUGCAUAGCUUGACAAAAUCAUUGCGCUGCAUCAACAACACACCUGUCUCCAGCGCCUGUCACUUAAAAUGGCCGAUCCGUUUGAGGUUCGCAUGAGAUUCAGCUCUCAGCUGCAGAGACUUAAUGCGUCUGUAUCAUCAGCUCAGAAAGCCGCGCAGUAUGCGCUUAAAUACAAAGACAUGGACGAAGACUUGCAUUCAUGCAUCUUGGAGCAAAUUGAACGUAAUAACAUGAAUACAAGAGCUAACAUAAUGUACUUUAUUGAACAUUUCUUGGACCUGGCGCAGAAAGAUGGGCACGGCGACUACAUCCGCAUGAUGCAGCGAGACAUCAUCCGAGUUGUCGACGCAGUUGCACCCGAUGAUGGCUCAGGCGCUGCCAACGUUAAAGUCGUGCGCAAGGUGCUCGCUGGCAUGCAAGCGAAGGGCUAUUUGGAGGAGCAAACCGUUUCUCAGAUUGAAGACGUGAUAAAGGAGAGAGCCGCCACCGAGCAGGACUUGGAUCCAUCAUCUCCAGCAGAAGACACUGAAAUCUCAGAUAAGACACCAUCGCAGAAACCAAGCCGUCGAACAGCACCGGCACGGCCAGAGAAGCGACAGAUCGAGCAGCGCAUCGAAGAGGAUAGAGAACGACACAAGCGCGAACGUGAAAGCAUCUGGGCUAUUCCAUCUGGCAGAGAUGCCGAAGCUAAUAAACUCUGGGAAGACACGAGCGAUUUUGGCGAAGAUGACGACCGACUUAUCACUGAAGAGAGUCAGGAGUUCCUGACCGAGAUGGAGAUGCAGAAAUGUGACCAUCAGCAGCUGGCUAAUGGCGGGCAGUCGACUCAGGCGGCUGUUUAGUCUUCUGUUCGGGUAUCCUUUGAGGCAUCUAUAGCAUCGCAGCGGCGUUUUUACUUUCUGGCUUAGGCACGGGGUUGAUGGGUAAAAGUUUAGGCGUCUCUUCUUGAGUAGUGCGUAGACCGGCGUCUUUUUUUCUUCAUUGUUUCUACUCAAACUUAGCGUGUUAUAAUAUUAACUCUGAGAAUUUGGAAAGAAGUCUCUGCAAUUUCUUGUAGUUCUUCCACAGUUGUUUGGUGUGGGUGUUGAGUAUAGCAUGGAAUGGUACAGAUUGGCUGUCGGUAAUGGGAUGGUGUGUAGGUGAAAGAAGACUUGAUAUUCUUAGAUACUAGUACAUGUGUUUUAUACAGGCCGCAUGACCCUCUAUCCUAUUUCCUGUAGAACCCCUAAUGCAAGCGUAUUUGUUUUACUCCAUGACGACAGUUGCGCCGAGCUCCUUCAUGGUGGCCAUGAUCUUCUCAGCAUCCUCCUUUGGUACAUUCUCCUUCAUCAUCUUGGGGGCGCUCUCAACGAACUUCUUGCUGUCAACCAAGCUCAGGCCCAACAGACCCUUGACUUCCUUGAUGACCUUGGCCUUGGAAGCGGCGUCGAAAGCCUGGAGCUUGAGGGUGAAUAGUGUCUUCUCGGCGGGAGCAGCGGGGGCAUCCUCAGCCUCUUCGGCGGCCGCAGAAGGAGCAGCAGCGGCAGGGGCAGCAGCAGCGGCGGCGAAUCCAACAGGCAUAUCGGGGAUGUUAAGUUUGCUCUGCAACAGGAGGUGGUUAGCGAGUGGACGAGGCGCUGACAACGGUGUGCCGCCAGGGCGCUGGUAUAAAUGCUUACCUUGAGGGUUGAGACAAGGUCAGCAGUCUCAAGAAGGGUCAAUUGGCUAAUUUGGUCGACAAUCUCGGCGAUCUUAGGGUUGACUGGUGCGGCAGCCUCGGUCGAGUUGUAACGUCUUGUCGUCGAAGAGAUUCGAAGCAUUUGCGCUGAGGCUCUGGAGGAGGCGACGGAUCGCAAUUGGCGAGCGCAGCUCUGCGCCGCAUAUCUGCAUGACAUGGCCAUUGUUUUGGUUGAAGCACAGCGGGCUGUGAGAAUGGGAAAAAAAGAAGGCGAUGGGGGUAAAGGCAAAGCUGGUGUCAGUCGCGUGCGAUGCUUGCC
Messenger RNA from [Torrubiella] hemipterigena, 2055 nucleotides. The record is from the annotation of a GenBank genome assembly. Lineage: Eukaryota; Fungi; Ascomycota; Sordariomycetes; Hypocreales; Clavicipitaceae.